AUGGACCCCCGACUGCCUGCCUGGGCGCUGGUGCUGCUGGGCCCCGCCCUGGUGUUCGCGUUGGGCCCCGCGCCCACCCCAGAGAUGCGUGAGAAACUGUGCGGCCACCACUUCGUGCGCGCGCUGGUGCGCGUGUGCGGGGGUCCCCGCUGGUCCGCGGAGGCCAGGAGGCCUGUGGCUGCUGGCGACGAGAAGAAGUCUCACUGUGAUGCCUGGUCUGGUCUCAAACUCCUGGGCUCAAGUGAUCCUCCCACCUUGACCUUCCAAAGUGCUGGAAUUACAGGUGUGAACUGCUGCAGUGGCUGGAGAGACGACAUCUCCUCUAUGGACUGGUGGCCAACAGUGAGCCUGCGCUGGGAGGACCCGGCCUGCAGCCCCCACCCCAGACCUCUCACCAUCUCCGUCCCCGCCGCGCAGCUACCAGCAACCCUGCACGCUACUGCUGCCUCAGUGGCUGUAGCCAACAAGACCUGCUGACCCUCUGUCCCUGAUGAUUCCUUCUUGGGUGCAGCCUCAGCGUGGCCUGAUGCCCCGAGGGGUCUGGUCUGCUGAGCUCCUGAGACCACACAGCACCAUAAAGUCCCACAUCUGCAGGAACAUCGUUGAUUACCUCCUGGGACGAGAUGCUCACUAUCUACCCCAGACCAAUGCCACCUGCAGCCUGUGGUGUCAACUGUAGAAUAAAUCACACCCUAAGCCCUGGCUUGGGGG
This is a messenger RNA of Saimiri boliviensis boliviensis (Bolivian squirrel monkey), 711 nucleotides long. It is a transcript of the gene INSL3, whose product is annotated as insulin like 3. Gene Ontology annotation, biological process: adenylate cyclase-inhibiting G protein-coupled receptor signaling pathway. The record is from RefSeq and is a predicted model, not a curated record. Lineage: Eukaryota; Metazoa; Chordata; Mammalia; Primates; Cebidae. Gene Ontology annotation, molecular function: G protein-coupled receptor binding; hormone activity. Gene Ontology annotation, cellular component: extracellular region.